GGUGGUGGGUGUCGUCGAUAGUGACGCACGUGUCUAUCUACUCGCGGUUCAUCGCGGCGGGUAUGCGAUCCGGAGAGACGCAAUGGUGCAUCGUAUUGUGACCAAGCGACCGAAAACCGGCCGAUAUUUUAGUGACGAGCAAUUGAAGGGCCCUGAUGAUGGUGAAGCCCAGCAUUUGAUCAGAGCUCCACACACUUUCGUGAUAACACAAGGCAAAAGCGACAGAGUCGAACGAGAGCUAUGCGCCGAUGUGCGGAAAGUCAUGGAGCCGUUCACAGCCUCGAAGCUGAAAACAAAGCGGAAGAAUACAGUGAAAGACUUCGUUGCCAUGGCGGGUUUCUUCCACGUGACUCAUAUGCUGGUUCUGAGUAAGACGACCGGCGGGAAAAUGUUCCUGAGAGUGAUGCAUUUGCCUCGCGGACCGACACUGACAUUCGAAAUAAGGAGCUUCACCACGGCCGCUCUCGUCCGGAAAACCUUGAAGAAAGUCGUACAAAUGGCGAAUCGGCCCAUGUCGGGCGCACUCCUCAUCCAGAAUAACUUCCUCGGUCCGGGUAUGCACUUCAAGCUGAUGUCCACGAUGUUCCAAAACAUGCUACCUAGCAUCAAUAUCAACAAGGUGAAUCUGAACAAUGUCAAGCGCUGCUUGCUGCUCAACUACAACGGCGAGCGAGAUGUAGUUGAAUGGAGACACUACGCGAUAAAAGUUGUGCCUACUGGAAUCGCGAAAGCAGCGAAACGACUUCUGGACAAGAAGAUACCCAAACUCGGAAACCUGACAGAUAUAUCGGAUUUCGUCGACAAUCCAGAUGCGUCUGAAUCAGAGGCAGACGAACUACUCGCUGGAACGAACCGGGUAAUCUGCCCAGAGGGAGUCAGUGCUAGGGGGAACAUUCCCGGUAAACAGAGCGCAUUGAAGCUCUAUGAGCUGGGUCCAAGGCUCACAUUGAAACUGGUGAAAAUCCACAGCGGUCUAUGUGAGGGAACGGAACUAUACGGUCAGGACAAUGUCAUACCUGAACUGCCUCAAUACCAAACCAAGCCUGAGGACAUCGCUCCGCCUCCGAAGAAGCGGAAGCGUCCAGAGAAAGUCAAGAAGACGCGGACACCUCAAGAGAAGCACGCGGCGAAAAUGCAACGAAGAAAGGAACGACAAGCGCUCGACGCUAGGAAGCAGUCACAGGAGGGCGUCACCGAGCAACACACAGCGGAAAACAGACCCAUGAAGAGCAGAUCCACGACCGCCCAACAAAGGGUUCGGGGAAUACCAGAUGGGAAAGCAGGUUCCUCAGCAAAACGUCCUACCAAGAGACACCGUCGAAUAUGAGCGCAACGCAUCGUGGAUAAUAAAAAUGGAGCUGAAGUUCUUGAAUCCC
Molecule: messenger RNA, 1376 nt
Organism: Galendromus occidentalis (western predatory mite)
Lineage: Eukaryota; Metazoa; Arthropoda; Arachnida; Mesostigmata; Phytoseiidae
Gene: ppan
Product: Brix domain-containing protein peter pan
Exons: 1
Coding region: 83-1327 (414 amino acids)
Biological process (GO): rRNA processing; ribosomal large subunit assembly
Cellular component (GO): preribosome, large subunit precursor
Molecular function (GO): rRNA binding
Source: RefSeq, a predicted model, not a curated record